Molecule: messenger RNA, 905 nt
Organism: Tilletiopsis washingtonensis
Lineage: Eukaryota; Fungi; Basidiomycota; Exobasidiomycetes; Entylomatales
Exons: 2
Coding region: 140-682 (180 amino acids)
Cellular component (GO): cytoplasm; nucleus
Molecular function (GO): RNA binding
Source: RefSeq, a predicted model, not a curated record
AGGAUGCCGAGCUGGCGCAGCAGCGCGAUGUGCGCGGAGAGCGUCGUGAGUGGACUCGUGUGGAGUGGUGCGGUGCCAGCCACGGCGUGGGAUUAUGCUGCUGGGCCGUCGAUGUCGAGCAUGAUGGGCUAGGCUCGCGAUGCCGGACUCGCACUUGCGUCGCUGCACGGGCCGUGCUCAUCAUCCUCCACCUGCAGGCCCCGCUCGUGGCUCCGACAGCCGUGGCCGUGGCCGCGGCGCACCGCGCGGCCGCGGCCGUGCCUUUGACCGUCACUCGCAGACGGACCGUGUCGACACGGACAAGAACCUGCGCCAGGGCUGGGGCGGCGAGGACGGCAAGCGCGAGCUCGCCGCCGAGCAGAACGCCGUCGCCGACGCCGCCGCCGAGGGCGCUGCGGCCACCGCCGAGGCUGCCGCGCAGCCCGCCAUUGCCAACGGCGACGAUGCCGCUGCCGGCGCCGCAGCGCCCGCCGUCGCGCCCGUGCCGGAGGAGGAGGAGGACAACACCAAGACGUACGACGACUACCUGGCCGAGCAGAAGGCCAAGCGCGCCCAGCUCAGCGCCGCCGCCAAGCCGCUGCGCGAGGCCGAGACGGACGACUCGAGCCUCGGCCAGAAGGUCGUGAAGGGCGAGGGCAACACGGACUUCUGGGCCGCCAAGGAGAAGGUGAGUCGAGUGUAAGAAGCAUGGGAGAUGCCUGUGCGGAGCGUGCAGCGCCGCACUGCGGGUGCAUGCGUGCAAGGCGUGGCAUGGCCCUUCGACGACUGCCGGCGUGGCUCGCUCGCCGUCGCUGACACCUCCAUCCGCAGGAGACUGCCCGGCGCACGCGCGAGAAGAAGGAGCGGCAGGUGCUCGAGAUCGAGCAGACGUUCAACCAGCCCGCCGGCGGUGCCGAGCGCGGCGG